UCCAAGAUGCCGUCACUCUUGGAAGCACUAGAGCGUAAGUACGGCGCAAAGGGCGAAGUGAACCCGUGCAUAGACGACAUGCCAGUCGCUAUCUUUGUGCCGAAGCGGUCACCCCGGCUGAGUGUGCCCACCUUACUGGUGCUGAAUGACUGCGAUAUAGACUGCGCGGGAGAUGCCGGUGCACUCGCAGAUAAAUGUGCUGAUGUCGUAGAACUGGACCUGGCGAAUAAUAAACUUACAGAAUGGCAAGAGGUCUUCGCAAUACUCGAGCAAACGCCACGGGUACGCUUUCUAAAUCUAAGCUUCAAUCGGCUCUCGGCGCAAAUCCAAGCAGCUCAAUCACUUCAGCCUAAAUGGGAUAGCUUAAGUCACUUGGUCUUGAACUCUACGUACGUCGGUUGGCCCAGCAUCCUCGGUCUACUCAAGUCUCUGCCAGCUCUCGAAGAGUUGCAUUUGAGCCUCAACGAGUAUUCUUACGUGGACUUAAGCGGGAAGGAAAUAGACGAAAAAGACCGUUGUGAAGCAUGCUCCCGACUCAAUGUAGACUUUACCGAACCCGUGCAUGAACAAUUGAAGAAACUCCACUUUUCCGGUAACCCCGUAAGCAGUUGGCGAGAGAUCAGCAAACUGGGAUAUGCCUUCCCGAAUCUGGAAACGCUGUUAGUCAACGAGUGCCCUAUAGCAACACUAGAACCAGACCCGUGCGAGAAAUGUGGAGACGCUAAUGGGAAUAAGAAAAGUCAUGAUGCUUUUGCCCAUCUGCGAUUCCUGAACCUAAACAACACCGGACUUGCCACGUGGGAUGAAGUCGAUCGGUUGGCUUUGUUUCCUGCAUUAAGAAGUUUAAGAGUACAGGGGUGGCCGCUGUGGGAGCGGUUUGAGUCGACGGAACACGAGCGUCGUUUACUGCUGGUAGCGCGGCUGCCGCGCGUGCGCACGCUCAAUGGCGGUGGCGCCGUGCCCGUGGAGGAACGCGACGCAGCCGAGCGCGCUUUCAUCAGAUACUACAUGGAGAAGCCGGAGGCUGAUCGGCCGGAUAGAUACUGGGAGCUGGUGGGAGUGCAUGGCAAACUGGACCCCCUGGUGUCAGUGGACCUGCGGCCGGAGAAGCGCGUGCAGAUCACUUUCACCUGCGGGGACACCAGCGAAGUACGCACCGUCGACGUUUACAGAACUGUAUCAGAUUUGAAAACUCGUUUGGAACGCCUUGCGGGUUUCCCCGCUUCUAAAAUGAGACUCUUCUAUGUGGACCAAGAACUGAGAGAUACACAGUUUUUCCAGGGUCCGGAGGAAAUGAAGUACCCUACGAAACAAUUGUACUCGUACAACAUACGGUCCGGAGAUGAAAUCAUUAUUGACUCAAAGUUCAAACACUCCAUUUCUGUCAGUUCUACCGCAUGAGACAAACUAAUAAACAUUUUUAAAGCCAACAAGUUAGUAGAAAUAAAGUACCUCUAAUUACCAUAGUUACCCAUAGAUUAAAACCUAUUUCACACAGUAUUAAUCAAAAACUUAUGUCUAAACUUUGAUUAUAAUUUUCUUUUGUUCCAAUUAAAAACUGAUUGUUGUAAUUAACAUAAUUUGAUUAUCUACUAACUAUAUAAGAGUUACGGGCAUAAUUAAUUUAGUUAAGUUUUCUUUAUAUGUUGGAUUUCUGUUUAAUUCUUUCUGCGUAACACGAAAUGGUUAAAAUAAUAUUGAAAUGGUUGUCACAAAUCAAUUUAUUUUUAAGUUAAAAGCUGAAAGCUUUGUUUUAAGUACAUUUUAUUUUCUGACUUUCGUUUUAUAGAUCAGAGAAUAUUGUAUUUUUUUUUUUCAUUUUACUUUAUUUUUACCUCAUGGGGCAGGUGUAUUUUAUUUUGCUAUAAAACUGUGAUAAUAAAUUAUAGUACGAUGACUUGCGACGGAAUGUUGUAACCGAGAUCUUACCCGUGGCUAAUUAAUAUUGGACUUAUUUUUUUACAUGUGUCGUAUUUGUAGUGUAUUUACAUUACGCGAACUCUUUACCCGUUUAAAUAUUAGUGCUUUUGAACUAAAGUGAUACUGACUGCCAUUUUUUCAACUUUAAAAUGUAACCUAAGUAUUAACAAUGCUUCACAAUUUUCUAAGAACUAUUAUGACAAUUUAAAUUGGAUUAGCACUUCAAAUCACAAUUGUAACAUCAUAAAGUUCAUUUCUAAUAUCUAGAAGGUAGAUGAAAUAUUCUAUUUGUCUCUUAUAACUUCUCUUUACUAGUAGUCGCCAUUUUUGCUCCUCAUUUCUAUAUAGAUGCCUCUAAUAUGUGUAAAAACUGAAUUUCAUCACCUUUUAUUCAUUAUCUAGGUUUUAGACAUACAUUUAUGUCGUAGAAACAAUAACACUGAUAAAAGCAUAAAAUCUUUAAAAAAUUAAUGAUGUACCUAAUUAUAAUAUAUGUUCAAAACUUUAUUAGAAACAAUUUUGGAAUAAAUGAGUGUAUAAAAUUA
This is a messenger RNA of Papilio xuthus (Asian swallowtail), 2465 nucleotides long. RefSeq names its product tubulin folding cofactor E like protein mlt (gene mlt). Lineage: Eukaryota; Metazoa; Arthropoda; Insecta; Lepidoptera; Papilionidae. The record is from RefSeq and is a predicted model, not a curated record. Gene Ontology annotation, molecular function: protein binding. The coding region runs from base 7 to 1401 and encodes 464 amino acids. The transcript is spliced from 7 exons.